Aspergillus luchuensis is the source of this 912-nucleotide messenger RNA. RefSeq names its product DUF3429 domain-containing protein. The record is from RefSeq and is a predicted model, not a curated record. NCBI's taxonomy places the organism in Eukaryota, Fungi, Ascomycota, Eurotiomycetes, Eurotiales, Aspergillaceae. Bases 1 to 912 code for a protein of 303 amino acids. The transcript has 4 exons.
AUGCUGUACAGAACCACUGCUGCCCGCUCUGUCCUCAGGGCUAUCUCGAGCUCCAACGCCUCGGUCGCCCGCUCGGCCCUGUCCAACAAUGUCUUCAAGGCUCCCUUGACCUCUUCCGCUCGUUAUCCCGCUCGCCCGACCACCUCCCCCAGCCUCGCUCUGGCUGCUCGCAAGCCCGUCACCACCGCUCUUGUCCGCUAUGCCUCCACCUCCGCUAAGGAAGGCGAGGAGCCCGACAUGAUGGCCGGUAUCAAGACCGAGGCUAAAGUCAUCAAGGACACCUUCAGCCUGGAGGCCGUCCCCAAGGAGGCUCUCUACCUCGGAAUGGCCGGCGUCAUCCCCUACGUUGCUACUUCCCUGCAGACCGUCGCCCUCGCCUAUGAGGUCAAGACCGCCGCUUUGGCCGGUGAUGGUCUGAUCUUCUCCGGCCAGAGCGCCGAGUUGAUGCUGCACAUGAUCGAGCCCAUCCAGGUCGGCUACGGUGCUGUUAUCCUCUCCUUCCUCGGUGCCAUCCACUGGGGUCUCGAGUGGGCCGGCUACGGCGGCAAGUACGGCUACAAGCGCUACGCUGCCGGUGUUAUCGCCCCUGCCGUUGCCUGGCCUACCCUGCUGCUCCCCGUUGAGUAUGCCCUGAUCUCUCAGUUCCUUGCCUUCACCUUCCUGUACUACAACGACGCUCGCGCCGCUGCUGCUGGCCGCGCCCCCGCCUGGUACGGCAUGUACCGCUUCGUCCUCACCUUCAUCGUCGGUGCUAGCAUUGUUGCCAGCUUGAUCGGCCGUGAGCAGAUCGCUGGUACCCUCAGCACUGAGCACACCAUCAAGGACAAGAUCAACGCUCUGAUCUUCCUGCAGAAGAAGGAGAAGGAGGAGGUUGAGGCCCGUCGUCGCGCUGAGCUCGAGGAUGCCGAGUAA